Prorocentrum cordatum is the source of this 3021-nucleotide messenger RNA. The record is from the annotation of a GenBank genome assembly. Lineage: Eukaryota; Dinophyceae; Prorocentrales; Prorocentraceae.
AUGCUGGCCGCCGCCCUCGUGGGCUCGCGCCGCCGGGUGCUGCCCGCCGCGGCCGCAGUCGCCCCCGCCGCAGGCGGGGCGCCGCUGGCGGCCACCCCGCGCGCGACCCUGGUGAGCCGGCGCUGGGGCCACGGCAUAAAGGCUCCAGGGGUGCCGUGGACGGUCUACCACCCGCACAUCCUGGAGCCGGAGAGGAAGGUCCAGAUCAAGGGCCAGCUCGAGGGGCCAGCCCGCUACGUCCCGAAAAAUUUUCGGCACCAGCAGUACGUGGAGUCCAUCCGCACGGGCGAGUACCUAGGUCCUGAUUGGCCGUACAACUUCCUCCCCAAGACGUUCUGGAGCCAGAGACGCUACAACGUCAGCUACAACCCGAUCCCGCCGGACAUGUCGCCGGCGACUGGGGUGCUUUUCGUGCCUAGGCUGAACAUCUGGACCGUGGAGUGGCACGAGCAGGAGAAGCAGCGCAUCCGCUGGUUCCGCUGCCAGUACGGGUUCAUGAAGGGCAAGCAGCACGCGGAGUCGUUCCGGCGGGCGCUCGUGCAAGCAUCUCCAUUUCUUGGUACCGUACGGGUGGCGGGCGGCAUGGCAGCACUGCGCGUCGCCCUCUGCUCGCUGCUGGCGGCCGCGCGCGGGGCCCAGCUGCUCGACGACGCGGUGGGCCUCGUGCAGUCCUCGCAGCAGUGGCACUCGUGGAACAGCAGAGCCUCGAUCGACAAGGAAUCCGUGAUCGACGACCUGCUCCCCCGCCGCCAGGUCCAGUGGCACUCGUUCGACUCCGUGGGCCCCGUGGGGCACGACACGGACAUGGCCGUCACUGCCGACAAGGGCACCGCCCUGAUCGACGAGAGCCCCGUGGCGGCCGCCCCCGCCGCCCCCGCCCUCGAGGAGAGACGGGGGCUGCCAGGGAGGCCCGGCCCGAGGCCCAGGCCCUGGGCGCCACUGGCGCCGCUCGGCGCAGCCGCGUCGCCACGCGGGCCGUCACGGAAGCCGUGGCCAGGACCACCGGAGGGGGCCAGCUGCCGCGGCCAAGGUCAAGGCCCAGGCCCUCGAGAGGUCCAGGAUGACCGAGGCUGCCGGCAACGCGACCCUGGGCCAGUGGGCGCAGAAGUGGCGCAAGGAGGGGUACGCCAGUUGGGCGGACUGGAAGGCCCACAAGAAGGACGGAGAGGGCAGAAGCAGCUCGAGGCCCUCGGUAGCGUCUUCAACGAGAAGGACGCCGACGAGGCGGCGGCGGCGGUAGAGAGCCUCGCAUGGCCGGCCCACGAGAGGCUUCCCAAGCCGGCGAUCAUCACCAUGCUGAAUAGGGCGCGCCUCGGCAAUCGCCUCUUCCAGUGGUCGGCGCUGCUGGCCAUUGCGAAGGAGGCGGGCGCGCGCGUAGCGGCUCCCGCGAACGGCAGGUACACGCCCACCUCGACCCCGCAGAUCGCCAACCUCGAGGAGCUGAUCUGGUCGGGCGAGGAGAUGGACUGGCUGAACGAGCAGCCCAACAAGUGCCACAUGUGGGACAGGGACUCCCCGCUGACGCUCGACCUCGGCAUGGAGAAGCUGCAGAACUGGACGCUCGCAAACGUCCCCAAGGGUGAGACGCACGUUAAGGCCGCGGUGCAGCCGAAGAGGGGAGAGAACUGGGCGCGCCUGUGGGCGGACGCCAUCCUGGACGCGCCGACCACCGAGACCGGCAGUUGCGACGUCGUCGAGCUGGACGGGUUCUGGCAGCGGGCGGAGUUCUUCGUGCACCACCUGGACUGGCUGCGGCCGACCUUCUGGAACUCUUGGAACGCGGAGACUGCCGGCGUGGCCAAAGAGACAUUGGACGGUUGGCUGAGCGAGACGGGUGUCGUGGGCGCGGUAGUGGGUGUGCACCUGCGCCUUGGGGACUAUCCGGUUGCCUGCGGCAGGAACCUGAACAUGGAUUACUACAGGGACGGGCUGCUGGAGGUGAAGCGGCACCGCAACGUGGACGAGCUCACGUGCGUCAUCUUCUCGGACGACAUCAACUUGGCGCGUGAAGUCGCCGAGGAGCUGGAACCGUGCACGAAGCGCAUCCCGGUGUACCCCUGCGCCGAACUCAAGCAGGGAACCCAUUGCUGGGCAUCUCAGCGUAUCGUGACCGACAAGGUGAGUUUCUACAUGAUGAGCUUGAUGCCCAACAUCAUCAUCGCUGACUCCACCUACUCCUUCUGGGCCGCCGUCCUGGCCCCCAACAAGCCGAUGGUGGUCACCCCGAGGGUCGUCGAGCCCGCACGCAUCGCUCGACGAGGCGACUACUCGUACUUGGAUUCCGAGCUGUACGGCUGGUGGGGCGUCAACGCUUCCCUCGGCAACCACACCAGCAAGGCCGUCCAGAAGGCACUGGAGCAUAUGUCUUGCCCAGGGCACCCCACAGCCCACUCCCUCCUUCCACCCUCUCCCUCGUCCUGCUUCCUCUUCCACUCAAUUGUCCGUCGUCGUGUCGUAGAUCGUCCUCGCCGUGCCCCUACGCACCUGCGCGCGAGGCCAACUUAGAAUCCGAGAAUUCUAGGGCCUUCCCGCCUCCUCCUCCUCCCCGUCCCUCCCUUCUGUCUCCCUCCAUUCUCGAACACUUGGGCCGUUUUUGUUUCCCCCCUCUUCGCCCACGAAGAGAAGGCGCUGGAUGAGAAGCUGAAGCUGGACCAUGAGGGGGCCUCUCGCUGGCUGGCCGCGGGCGAGAAGUGGAAGAUCCUGCAGGAGGAGGAGUACCUCAGCCAGGUCCGGGAGAGCGAGUGGGGCGCCUGAGCGGGGCCGCCGCCGCGGCCGCUCGCGCCGCGCCGCGCCGCGUGCGCGCGCGCGAGGCCCCCUCGUGCUCGGGGGAGGCCUCCCGGGGCCCCUUCGGGGUCCUUGCCGGAGGCCCUUCGGGGUGCCUUCGGGGGCCUUGCUUGGCGGCCUUCGGAGGAGGCCUCCGCGGGCGGAGCCGCCGCCGCGGCCGCUUUUGUUACUGCACGCUCCUCAAACCCGCGAGCGCCGAGCGGGGACACGAGGAGCCGUUCUGUACAUGUGUCUCCC